AUUAAUUUCGAGGUAGUCGGAGAGCCGGGAAAUUUCUAUGCGAAGGAAGAAUUUCUCCGAUGCGAGAGGCAAUCGGAUGAAAGGCGUUCGCCGUCUUUGCGAGAAUCUGAUCCUCGUACUCGUGUUCAUUAUUCAGGAACCUUGCCAUCCGGAGAAAGACCACUUCGCGCUGAAGGUGACGCACCGUUGAGACAAGGGGACGGGCUCAGGUGUGCAAGCAACAACAGCUCCCUUUCAGCCUGCGACGCUCGGGUUUCGGUACCGAAGCCACAAUCCUCAGCUGGGUGGGGUAUCCAGAUCAAACGAAGCACAUGUAUUAUUAUCGCGAGGCGCGCCCAGGCUGAGAACCAGAGCCGGAACGAUCAAAUGGUUGCAAUUGUGGUGAUUAUGUAGGUAGAGAGGAUGAAGGUCCUUUGGGGGCGCCAAUCCCGGGUAAACAAUGCGCGUUUGAUUGCGAUGACAUUCCUGCAUUUCUUUUCGGACGGAAGAAUCGAAGUCGGGGUGACAGUGAGGCAUGCAGGGAGUGGACGAGCGAGUCAAUGGCAGUGGGAUAGCUGGCAGUAGUAGGUACCCAAGUACAGAGGCUCGAUAGGGGUGCUCUGGUGUUGUCGGUAUAUGUGGUAUGCAGUAUGUGGUAUUAUGCGGAAUGCGGUGGCUGCCAAGAAAGUGAAAUGACGACAGUUCAAAGACGCAGCGAAUGUCAACUUGGACUUCACAUCAAACAACCACCUCGUGCCAUCAGCCAUCAGCCAUCACCUUGUCAAACCACGACGGUGUGAGGCCCAGGCAUCACAUCAUUCAUGGCCUGAGCUGCGUCUCUCAUCUGACAUCGUUAGACUCUCCUCAGCUCCUCUGCAAAGGUUGAUCCGGCCUGUACCAAUCCAUCUCGUGUGCCCUCUCCGACCGCCCCCUCAAUCGUGGAAAGCUAGUAGAAUCCCAGUUUAUCUGCAAAAAAAACCGACACCGUCCCCAAGAUGAUGGCCGCUCAAGCUGGCGCCGAAGAUCCUCUUGUCUCGGCCUUGCCUCCGGCCACCGAUUACAUGACUUACCUGACUCUAUUGGAGUAUCAACUGACCCCUCGGAACCUUCCCACAUUGAGCAGACUCCUCAGCGACGAUGACGGCAAACUCGCCGAGGAAAUCGGAUGGGAUUUGUUGAAGCUCCUUCUCCCUAUGUUGAAGGAAACCCCUGAAGAGGCUAAUCGAUGCUUGGAGAUUGUCGCCCGACGGGGCAAUCCCAGAGAAGUCGUUGUUCGCGUCGCCGAAGAGCUAGAGAAGUUGAGUGAUGAAGUCCAGGUGUCAGACAAUGAAGAUGACUUUGACGAGAGAGAUGAUCAAGACGAGCUGCCGACCUUUCCUGGCGAAGCACCUCGAGUCCACCUGGGACAGAUGACUCUGCAAGGCAUGCCCGCCGAUGCUCCUACUGACAAAGCCGCCGGCGAAUCGAGCAUGGUCCAGGAAACAGUAUCAGUCAAGGCACUGAAGCUGCAGGCUCUCUUCAAUAUGCUGAGCAUUCUCCAUCCUAGGAUCAAAACACAGUUCCCUAGUCGCUUCCUUGCAACGUCCCUGCCGGCCGCUCUAGGGGCUUAUCGGCAGGUACCCAUUUCGACCGUGACUACUUCCUCAUUCUUGACCAUGUUGGAAAAGAUAGCUGGCAGAAAACGGCCCCCCUUGCCUCCUCGCACGAGCACCCAAGGUGAGGGACCGUCUUCAAGCAAACCACCUCACGAUGUCCCUGCAACGGCAGCUCCUUUGCCGGAUCCGGAGGCCAAGGCUGAAGAGGAAGAUACCGGGGUCAAUGAACCUUCGCAAGGUGAAAAGGCCAUCAUUUAUCGACUACUUGACGCGGUACUACUUGAGGUUUUGGAUGAAUACAUGUCCUCGCUUGCAACGCACGACUAUCCCUCAAUGUCCUGGACCGCUCGACUACGGGAGUAUUACGAGCCACGAAGAGUCGUGCCCGGGAGGCCGACAGAAACCGAGAUCUGGGACAAAACACCUGAAUUGAAGGAACGCGACGCUCUAUUAGCCCGGUUCUUCUCAAUUAGCAAGUCGAUGCAACUCGACGCAGACCGAGAGAUAACAAAGCUCGUCCAUGAGGACGAGGAUGAAGACCUCGAGAAUCCCUACCAUGACAAGGAUAAUGCACCUUCAGAAUACCCGACCACGCCAUCUCAAAUCCCAUUCCCACGAGCGGGGGUAAUCUUCCUCCACGCUUAUCAAUCUUACAUAAAUCCGUCCGAUUCAAAACCGCUGCUCACCACCUCCGAGCUCACAAAGCUCAUCGCCCACUCGUUUCCUCUCAGCGCGACCCCCUCAAUACCUCUGCCACCACUCCAGGACUCGCUCCUUUCUCUCUUAUACAAACAAUCUCUGGCAGUCUCUGCUGCCCCCACCACACCACAGCCGUCUCCAGCUAAAUUUCUCCUGUUGAUCAGUACAUUGACCCAACUCUUUCCCAUCACACCUUACCCUUCUCUCCGUGACUCGGCACAUUAUAUCGCGACAAAACUGCUCCAUGCGUAUCCCGAUCCGUUCAUUCGCCUGCAGGUCAUUGCGCAAACCCUCCGGGGAGACACGCUGAGUACCAACUGGGCGGAAAUUGAAGAUGAGCUGGGGGAUACGGAGCCUCCAGCGCCAGGGAUCGAUGAAGAGACGGGGCUCACAAGGAGCACCUCAGCGUUGCAGCCACAUCCCAUUCCGCUAGCACCUCCGCAGCAAGUCUGGCCGUUAAAGGCUGUAGGGGUGGACUGGUUGAAGGACGAAUUUUCGGAAUGGAUCGGUGCAAGAGCACAAGUCCAGGCUGAAGGGAGUCCUAAUGUGGUUGGUGCUCUGGAUCCUUCGGUAGUUCUGCUAGCACCAGAAUAUGCGAGCGCAAAGGAGGAGACGAGGGAGGAUAAGAACGAUACAGCAGUCUCCCUGAUCGAUCUACUCUUCCCGCCGGAAAUGCACACACUCGCUCUCUCCUCAACCUCCGCACCAAGAUCGACUUCGCUGACUUCCUCAGAAGAAUCACCCUCAGACAAAUUACCAGAAUUUCUUCUCUCAAUCCCCUUCCACAUCUCGACCCUCAAUCUCAUCUGCAUUGUCCUCCCCCAUCUAUCCUUCUCCCAGCAUCCAACCUCAUCUCUCAAAUCUCGAAUCUCGGCUCAUCUCUCGUACCUGAACAACGCGUUGAAUCUGCUGCUCGAGCUGCUUCAGCACGCAGAGGCGUCGACUUCAACCACUGCAUCUGGAGAAGUAGGAAUGCGGGGAGGGGGCGGUGAUGAGCAUGAAGGAUUCCUGGAAGAAUCGCGUGCUGAUAUCUUCGCAUUACAGGAUGCCUGUGUGAGGGCCACUGGAGUGUGGGAGAAGGUGCAUAACGGAUGAUGAUGGGAUGAAGAAGGCCACUACGAGGCCAUCUCAUCGAAGUCCAGCACGUACAUAACACGGACCCGUUUGGAAGACCGGAAAGCCAGGCAGCUAGGGUGGAAGACAGCGAAGAAGUGGGCGGAAAACAUAACACAAACAAGACGCGAUUCAGGACUUCCGUCUCGGUACUUUUUUGGACGGAGGAAGGAACCAGGGCGGCGUCGAACUAUGGCGCUCACGACGUGGACGCGACAAGUCAAAAAAUCAUCAGCCAACUCAACGUACGAGGAUAAGAAAUGAAGCAACACUAAGGAAAAGGACCGAGUCGUGUCUGCGCAUGGCGUGAGAGACUUGCUGGAGUUGUUUAGUUUUCGUGCUUGGUUCCAUCAUGAAUUCUCACGCAGAAAGGAAAUGUAGAGGGAUGGGUUUUUUCUCUCUCUUGAAUCUCUUUGACAUUUA
Messenger RNA from Cladophialophora immunda, 3809 nucleotides. RefSeq lists its product as uncharacterized. Gene Ontology annotation, cellular component: cytoplasm. The coding region runs from base 975 to 3368 and encodes 797 amino acids. The record is from RefSeq and is a predicted model, not a curated record. NCBI's taxonomy places the organism in Eukaryota, Fungi, Ascomycota, Eurotiomycetes, Chaetothyriales, Herpotrichiellaceae. Gene Ontology annotation, biological process: cellular response to oxidative stress. The transcript has a single exon.